UCAUCACAACCACCAGAUUCAAACCACAGAGGAAAGAGUUAUCGGAACUGUGGCCUGGAUGAUCAUUUUUGGUGAUGGCUUACAUAACUUUAUAGAUGGACUUUCUAUUGGAGCAGCUUUUACUAGUAGCAUCCUUUCAGGGAUAAGUAUAUCUUUAGCUGUGUUCUGUGAAGAGUUGCCACAUGAAUUAGGGGACUUUGCUGUUUUACUGAGUGCAGGAAUGACCAUUCGUGAGGCUGUGAUUUAUAAUUUUCUGUCUGCAUGCACCUGUUACGUUGGACUUGUGGUUGGAAUUUUACUAGGUGAUUUCACAGAAGGAACACCACACAUCUUUGCUCUUGCUGGUGGAAUGUUUUUAUACAUCUCUCUGGUGGACAUGAUGGGUGAGUUGAAUGAGGCCAUGGAAAAGGUCGAAAAGGAUGGUGUAAAAGCGUCUCUUAAAAUCUUCCUUUUUCAGAACAUCGGAAUUUUGAUAGGAGUGCUAAUUCUCUUCAUUUUGGCCCUGUAUAGUGAAAGAAUAACUUUUGAUUAUCUAGAAUAACUUCUGUCUCGAAGAUUUGUAAGAAUGUUUUAUUCUGUGAAGUGGUUAUUAGUUUUUAGUAUGUAAGUUUGAUAAUAACAGGCUUUGUACUUUCUGUGUCUACUUCAUACAACAGUUAUAGAGUCUAGGAAAUAAGACAAAAAAUUUAUGAGAUUUGUGGAGAAAAUGUGCUAAAAAGUCACGGAGUAUUUGUGAUGAUUAGUCUGAAGAGAUAAUUAUUAUCUAAAUAAUCUAUUUUUUACAUGAAGGGCAGGUUAUAAGAAGACUUUUAGCAAAUUUUGCGAUAUCGGACUCCGAAACUGCUUACUGCAUAGAUCAUAUUAUCCGUGUUGUUUUUUUUAAAUCUUUAACAAGUUUAAAAGUUUUAAGUCUGUGUAGCGUUGAUUUUCAUAUGUGUACGCUAUAAAAGAAAAGAUAAGCAUGAAACUGGAAAAAUACGUUAUGUUUAACUAAACGUGACUUGAUUUUACACACAAUAACACAAGAAAAAUGAACUGUCAAUGAUAGUAAAUGAAUGAGAGAAUAUAUUUUUGAUGAUUCUUUCUCACACCAUGCUCAUUUUAGUGACGACUGAUUUUUGUAACACUGUUAACGAAGAUAGGAUGACGUCAUGUUGUUGUAGUAUUGACGAGAGUAUUGCUUCUAGUUCUAACUAAAACCGGACACGUUUUACGUGCUUUUUAAUUCGAAUUAAAUUAGCAAUGGGCUUUUAUAAUAAGCUCAACAACAGAAAACACACUCGACUGUUAGAUCGCUCUAUAAAACGAGUCCUUUGAUAUUUUUAUUUUCAAGUAAGCACGAGCACGUGAUACAUUUCCUUAACAAAUUACAACAGAAAAGAUUCUACGUAAAAAUGAAUAGUUAUUUGUUUAAUAUCUAUGGGUUUUGUGUCCGUUUUGUUUUACCAUAUAGUAACCUAAAUUAAUUUAGAUAUGUGAAUAAUGUUAUGGCAUUUCGUCGAAUUCAUUAUUCAAAAUUAUACAGUGGACCAACUGUUUAUCUACAGUUAGUUGUUUAGUUGGCGAUAAUCGAUACGGGGGUGGUUUGUGUACUUCCAUUUAUUUAUUCAUUUUGAGUCUAGGAAACAAUCCGUCUUCCAGUAAUUAAAGGAAAAAUAUUGUGUUUAUAUAUACUUCUUUGAUUUUCAAUGUUUACGUUUUUAGGAAACCUGUAAUGUGUUUUUAUGUUGAUUUGGUGGGUAGACAAGUGAAAGGAAAUCACAGUAACUCUCUCAUUUUCCUGAUAUUUCAUUAUUUAGUUCUACAUUUCGCCACUGUUAAAAAUGUAUAUUUUGUUAAUAAAGGUGAUCAGGUUUUAUAUCCUCCUUAUAUAUACUGUUGCGUGUGCUCCAAGCUAUGUUAUAUGUUUCCACAGAGUCUAAUAAUAUGCCUAAAGAUGAUUAAUGGAUGCAAUAAUGUAUUUAUAUAAUCUAAAUCUUACCACAGAAAUCCGUCCAACUUUUUAAUUGGAAUUCGUUUAGGAGACCUUAGCAUCUUCUUCGUAGAAUAAAUGCUUUGACGCCCAAAUAACAUCGUUGUAUAAAUAACGUCACAUGGACAUGAAGCUCAAAGAAAGUAGACCAUACCAACCCAAACAAUAGUAACGAAGUAAUAUUAUAGCAACCUAAAGAAAAGCAACAAAACUGAACAACAUUAUCUGUAUUUUUGGCAGAGCUACUAAGGCUGUCUACCGUUGUCACUAAUUUGCAACUACUGACAGUCAGCAGUACCCUACCAACCGUUAUCCACGCUAAGGAAUUGACUGUCACUCUUAUAAUGCGCCCACAACUUAUAGUGCGAGUAAUAUUUGGUAAUAUCGCACUUAUUCGAGCCUGACUCGCCAGCUGCGAAAUCCUGACCUCUACCACAGAGCCAACUCACGAGCUAAACAACAACAACUAAGUAACAUUGUGUCCGACGUAAGUCGCCAAAUCGUAAAAAAAAAAAGGUUAUAUCAGUCUAAAUGCUGUCACCACAAAAACGCACAGUGUAGACCUAUACAGCACUGCUUCAAACCGUUGCUAUAUUUCGAACUAAACAUUUUUAUCGCUCGCAGAAUCUCUAACUUUAUAUCGACCUGAAAUACUUCAUUACAUCAAAACCUACUACAUUAUGAAUGAUUUGUUUCUUCUUUUGCUCUAAUUCAGUUCUACGUUGAAAAAUUAUAGAAAAAUUCGCUCAACGUAUUCAUUCACAAUGAUUUUCGAAAGUCAAUAAAAUCAUUUGAAUACAUUUCUACCCAUCUUUGAGGAAAGAGUUUUUUUGUUAAAUUUCAUUUAGUUUCAAUGAUAAUUGUUUAGAA
Messenger RNA from Limulus polyphemus (Atlantic horseshoe crab), 2842 nucleotides. Its product is annotated as zinc transporter ZIP14-like. The coding region runs from base 59 to 541 and encodes 160 amino acids. NCBI's taxonomy places the organism in Eukaryota, Metazoa, Arthropoda, Merostomata, Xiphosura, Limulidae. The transcript is spliced from 3 exons. The record is from RefSeq and is a predicted model, not a curated record. Gene Ontology annotation, molecular function: zinc ion transmembrane transporter activity. Gene Ontology annotation, biological process: zinc ion import across plasma membrane; intracellular zinc ion homeostasis. Gene Ontology annotation, cellular component: membrane.